GGACCCACCGGCAUCUCGGAAUCACAACAUGGGUCUCAACCGUCAGACGGACCUAAAUCUCUGUAAACAAGGAAGCAGAUAAGGUGUUUUGAACGAUGGCCUAUUUUCGGUGGGAAAAUACGCUGUGUGUUUUACCCUGCUGCUAAAAAGACUGAAAUUCAGGGGAUGCGAAAAAAAUCAACACCGGUUGAAAUGCUCUUUACAUUUAGGAGGCGCAUUGUGUGUAGAUGUGCCACCAAAUACGAAAACACUCAUUGACUCAAAACCCACCGCAAAUGAAAGGAUCCGAUGUACAAAACAGAUAAUUAUGUAGAUGUAGACAACAAGCAAUAGAUUCAACAGUAAAUAUGGCAGACGUUGGAAUGUCAAGAUGUGUCGAUCUUCCUGAGAGACCCACAUCAAUAGAAGAUUUUGUGUUUAUGAAGCCUAUCAGCAGAGGGGCCUUUGGGAAAGUAUUUCUGGGUCAUAAGAAAAACCAAGAAAACAAGAAGUAUGCUAUUAAAGUGAUGAAGAAGUCGGACAUGGUCAACAAAAAUAUGGUGAACCAAGUGUUGGCAGAACGAGAUGCCCUGGCAUUGUCCAACAGCCCCUUCAUUGUGCACUUAUACUACUCCCUGCAGUCCCAGAACAACAUCUUUCUGAUAAUGGAGUAUUUGAUUGGUGGUGAUGUAAAAAGUCUGUUGGCCAUAUAUGGUUAUUUUGAUGAAGACAUGUCGCGCAUCUACUCUGCUGAGGUCACCCUAGCUCUCCAGUACUUACAUUCCCACGGCAUCAUUCAUAGGGACCUUAAACCAGACAACAUGCUGAUAACCAAUGAAGGCCAUCUCAAACUGACAGACUUUGGGCUCUCCAAGAUCAACUUGAAUGUGGGUCAAGGGUCAGGAGAAGUACACAGGACCCCCCUCCCCUACAGUAAGAUGUCUGUCAACACCAGGACCCCGGGCCAAAUCCUGUCCCUGAAGAGCAACCUUGGAUUUAAUCUCCAGUCCAUAAGGAAGCACAAGCUAAGCUCCCUGCUGGAGGAGAGUGGAUCCCAGAAGUCAUUCGGCUCCAUUCGGUCCCUGAACUCGCCCCUGUGUCAGUCGUCAGCCAAACCUCUUUCCCUGAGGGACAGGGUGGUAAGCCAGAGUACGGUGGCCAGGCUCACCCCUCCAGUCAAAAGCCUUACCCCCACCCUCCAGGACUCACUCAACUGGAGUCAUUCCUAUGUCAGUGAGUCCAAUCAGAUUGAGUCCACUCGGCUGUCUGUUGAGUCUAGUCAUGUUCAGAUUGAGUCCACUCAACUGUCAAGCCUCCAAAGUCAAAGCCAAUCAUUGCCAAUGCUUAAACUGUCAGCUAUUGAAGAAAAUAAAGGACUGUCAACUAUCUCCUUUGAUGAAAGUGUAUUUAGCUCAAGUUCAAGUGUGGAGUUUUCUAUUUCCAUUUCAAAGAAAAGCUGUGAUUCCGUGUUUGACCAAUGUAAGUCAGGAGACCAUAGCUGUGAUAGUAACCAGUGUGAAACAGAACACCAUGGUUGUCAUGGGAACUGCUGUAACAGCCAUCUAAAGGCACCAUCACGGCAAGAGAGCAUUUUGGAUGAUACACCUCAAAUGCAUCGGACAGACGAAUCUGUGUGGAAUUCUUACGCAGCACGUAAUCUUCGCUCAAUGCGUUAUGGGUCCUAUUCCGAGGACAGUGAUGACCAAGAAAACUUAGUCUAUAAAAAUAAACUGGAACUAGGAAGCUCCUCUAGUGCAAGAAAGCUGAGUAAAGAAAAGCAGCUUGUCAAUAAUGAGGGCUGUAAAAGCUUAACUAAGAAAGAAAAAGCUUUGGAAGUCCAAAGAAGUAGAGUGAAUGUAACAAGUAAUUCUUUCAGCUACCACUCUGAUGAAGAGGAGGCUGACCUUGACACGGUUACAAAGAACUGUGUCAGGAAGAGAAAGUUCUGUGGGAUAGAUAAGAGCCCUGCCCUUAAGCAGAUCUAUCCUUCUAACUCUGGACUGACUCAGGAGAUUCAGGUUCUUGGUUUGUUUGGAGAUGAGCAUCGACACAAACGAAAACAGAUAGGAGUCGCCAAAGACAGCAACAUGGAGGCAGAUGUUGAUAGUAACCAUGGAAACCAAAUGACUACUCAGAUUUCUGAGAGUCAAAGCAAUUUUUCAAUGAAAGAACCUGGCAUACUAAAGAACUCCAACAAAGAAAGACUUAAAGCUAAAGUCCUUACGUUUCAUUGUGAAGAGGAACAGGUGGCCUCCCCUGACAAUGGAGUUGUUUCCCCUUGUAAUCUGGUACCCUACCCCGGACAGGAUAAGGGAGAGGACCAGACAGAGGAGGAGUCCGUGUUGAUGAUGUCAGGGAUAGACAACAUCAGCAUUAGUGACAACAGUGACAGCUCUCCUGACAGCAGAGAGGUCAAAAUGGAGGUCCAAAAGGAGAAGAUUGUCACCAGAGAGGCACAUGUGCGGUUUUUGUCUCAUGGGUCAGGGGACUGCCAGUCCUCACCCCUGGCUUCUGUACCGGCCACACCAGAACCAAGCAAACUCAAGAGGGCAGGAUUUCAGACCCCCUGCACCCCUCUCUCUGCUCGAAAAAUUGGGACACCUUUUAUCCCCAAGACGCCUGCUGGACAGAUGAUGGGGACUCCGGUCAGUCACAGAACACCCGCCACCAGGAAAACUCCAUUUAAGACACCGCGGAGUGUGAGGCGGGGCCGGCCUCCGGUCGACGAGGAGGAGAGGAUUCUUGGAACUCCAGAUUAUCUGGCCCCUGAAAUAUUGCUCCGUAAAAGUCAUGAUGAAGGUGUAGACUGGUGGGCUCUCGGAGUUUGUCUUUUUGAGUUCCUGACAGGAGUUCCACCGUUUAAUGACCAAACCCCAGAACUUGUGUUCCAAAACAUUCUCAACAGAGAUAUCCCUUGGCCAGGGGAAGAAGAGGAGCCUCUGUCAGAUGCUGCCAAGUCAGCCAUUGAUGCACUACUGACCAUGGAGCCCCAACACAGACCCAAAGAACGAGAUGUGAGGAAGCUGAGCUUCUUUAGCGGUGUGGACUGGGACCACCUUCUUGAGGUGGAGCCUCCAUUUGUCCCACAACCAGACGAUGAUGCUGACACAACUUACUUUGAAGCCCGGAAUUCCCAACAGCAGCUGAUGGUGUCAGGAAUAGAUUUCUAGGAUCUCAAAGGGAAAUCUCCCCAUCCAAAAGAAAAAAGAUAUUAGAUUUUAUUAGAUAUUAGAUUGUAAAUAAAAGCAUAUGUAUACGUUAGAAGAUUAAAAGUCAUUGUGUCAUGUAUGGAUUACAUGUUUGCUUUCAUUGUUAGAUAUGAUAUUCAACUUGUCUUAAUCUGGAAGCUUUUAUUACAAUUUGUAUAUUAUGUAUUUUUUGGAAAAGUUUUAAAAAUGGUCACAAAAUUAUAUAUCUACUAUAAAAAAAGUUGAUGUACCAUUGUGAUUUUGUGAUGGAAUACACAUUUUUAUCUUGCAUUGUAGUAUUACACUGAAAAGCUUCAUGGAAUUUAAUACCUGUGCCAAUUAAGAAUGUCCCUUCUUAUUUUUUUUGUGUUUGAAUUUCAACUUCUUUCUUUGUGUUCCCGUGUACAGUGUAUACAGCCAACAUCAGUAAUGUUUAUAAUCAGCAAAUUGUACCAUUCUUACAUUAAUUAAUACUUAGUCUAUCAAUUUUAUUUGAGUAUAUAUGAAUACAUUGAAUACCAGACUUACGUAUGGCAGACAGCAUACUGGUAUAGAGAGGGUAAGGGUUCCAUAGGGGCAUCAUUUAUUUAGUACAUUCAAAAAAGCUAUUUCGUUUUUGUAGGAUUUAAUAUGGUGUUUUGUGACCGGGUUCUGCUAGACGUGAUAAUCAGGAUAUAUGGCUAGUCUGUUGCUGUAGAGGACUGAUUCAGUUUCUCGUUAUUACACAAUGUAAUUAUGGCUAGUCUGUUGCUGUGGAGGACUAAUGCAGUUUCUCGUUACUACACAAUGUAAUUAUGGGUAGUCUGUUGCUGUGGAGGACUGAUGCAGUUUCUCCUUAUUACACAAUGUAAUAAUGGCUAGUCUGUUGCUGUAAAGGACUGUUCCAGUUUUUCGUUAUUACACAAUGUAAUUAUGGCUAGUCUGUUGCUGUAGAGGACUGAUUCAGUUUCUCGUUAUUACACAAUGUAAUUAUGGCUAGUCUGUUGCUGUGGAGGACUAAUGCAGUUUCUCGUUACUACACAAUGUAAUUAUGGGUAGUCUGUUGCUGUGGAGGACUGAUGCAGUUUCUCCUUAUUACACAAUGUAAUAAUGGCUAGUCUGUUGCUGUAAAGGACUGUUCCAGUUUUUCGUUAUUACACAAUGUAAUUAUGGCUAGUCUGUUGCUGUAGAGGACUGAUUCAGUGUCUCGUUAUUACACAAUGUAAUUAUGGCUAGUCUGUUGCUGUAGAGGACUGAUUCAGUGUCUCGUUAUUACACAAUGUAAUUAUGGGUAGUCUAGCUGUAGAGGACUGAUUCAGUAUCUCGUUAUUACACAAUGUAAUUAAGGCUAGUCUGUUGUUGUAGAGGACUGAUUCAGUCUCGUUAUAAUUACACAAUGUAAUGCUCUUUAGAGUUUAUUCAUGUAGUACAGUUGAUUAAUAUAUGAUAUUAUAGCAUAAGUGCAUGUAUUUAUCUACAUGACAAAUUGUACACUAUCUUCAUAUACUAGUAUUUAUUCAUAUGUACAUGUAUUUAUUUAUUUGGAGAUAUUAUUAAUACUGGUUAACAUGACAGUAUGCAGUCUGUUCAGUUCAUGAAAUACCGUAGCAAUGAUUAAAAUCUGAGUCUAUCAAACUCUACAGGCUUAUUUUCUAUCAGCCUAUAGAUCGAUGUGCAUACAUGUAGCAUGUAUCUUGGUGAGUAAUAAAAACAGCUAGA
This is a messenger RNA of Magallana angulata, 4865 nucleotides long. RefSeq names its product serine/threonine-protein kinase greatwall-like. The transcript is spliced from 15 exons. Lineage: Eukaryota; Metazoa; Mollusca; Bivalvia; Ostreida; Ostreidae. Bases 348 to 3149 code for a protein of 933 amino acids. Gene Ontology annotation, molecular function: ATP binding; protein serine/threonine kinase activity. The record is from RefSeq and is a predicted model, not a curated record. Gene Ontology annotation, cellular component: nucleus. Gene Ontology annotation, biological process: intracellular signal transduction; peptidyl-serine phosphorylation.